AGUUGAAUGAUUUGCUCGGAAUGUUAAACCUGCAAUGUUUCUGGUCCUGAUUCUGUCUCUCGCCGUGAUUAUUUUCACAGCUGCUGAAAAAACUGCGAUCCACGUUACCCAAAUUCCAGAACGAAAGGUUAUAUUGAAGGGAGCAAACGUCACCUUUCACUGCAUAAUCCCACUAGCGGAUGACAGUUCGGGAAUCGAAGUGCGUUGGCGAAAACAGGGGGAGAAUGAAUAUAUACAAAGCGACGCUGAUGGCAGAAAGCGAUUCACCGUCAAAAAUCGAUCAGGCGGAUAUUUUGGUUUACUGAACACGACCUACGAGGAUUCGGGAAACUAUCGCUGUGUAGUCAUGCGUCAGGGGAAAAUUAGCGGAGAAGGAACAGGGUCAGAACUAACAGUAUGUGACCUUCCAACUCCACUGAAGAUUAACUGGAUAUCCGAGAGCAAUUCAUCUGCAGCUACAACGCUUGUCUGUAAAACGGCCGAGUUUUACCCGGGUGAUCUAACCCUUCUAUGGUAUAAAAAUAGCGUUGCUGUUACAGCUAAGGUCGAUACCAUUAAACAGAAAAAUAGUGAAGGGCUGUACACGGCUUCCAGUUCAUUAUCCAUGACGCAGUCGGAGGCGAACGGGAAUAUUUACAUUUGUCUGGUGAUACACAUCUCCCUCCAAAGACCCGCCAUUGCCACGCAACCCCUUCGCAAACCCGACCAAGAACUCGCCAACCAAUAUCUCUAUAUCUGGGCUUCUGGGGUCGGUGGAAUCGCCAUUUUGGUGUUUGUAUUUAUCAUUGUCCUGAGGUGCCGUUCGACAAAUAAAAAGCAAAGGAGUACCGUGGGCCAUGAAGAAUCGGUUGAGGCGAACAACAUCCUGACUUAUUCUGCUGUAGAUAUGAGCAAUUCCAAAAGGAAAGGGAGACAGAAAAGCGAAGAGGAGACAUCCUAUGCACAAGUAAAACAACGGACCGCCCGGGAAGUACUUACAUACGCAUCUGUGGAAUUGUCUCAACCCGGGAAUGCUGGUAACGUUAAACCUAGGGAUAAGAUCACGGAAUAUGCUGCGCUGCAGACGGCAAAUCCACGAAGAGUUAAAGAUGACGGAAAGUAAUCAAGGAAAUUCUAUAGACUACAAUGGCCUGGUAAUACUUUACGGUCCAUGCAGUAAAGGGUCUUCAUUAUAUACACGUUCACAUCCACCUAUGUUAUAGAAAUACCGAAAUUGGACCUAUUACACAACAGUCAUAUUAAUCUUUAAGUAUUCAAGAUUAUCUGUCUGCAAUCGAUGAAUUCUAAAAAAUAAUCACAAUAACUUAGUUAUUUAAAACUAUUAAAAUAUAUUACCAGCAUGCAUUGUACAUGUCAUGCUAUUUUCCUAUCUGUUUGUGCAUCACAUCUCAUUGUUUAUACAAAAAUAUUAAGAUACCUUCUGGAACUGAAAGACAAUUAAAAAAAACAAAUUUCCCUUCAAAUCCAGUAUAUCCCGGCUUCUUUUCUAGCCGACACUCUUGGAGUAUUCGUUACAACAUUUCCGCUCUUUGGAUCUUACAUGGAAUUUCUGAAUUCCACUUUAAAUGAUGGUAGAAUGUCAUAUUUGUACGCAAUGCUGGUUGGCUGUCCAAUCUUUUCCUGGCCGCAUAUUCCAAUUACUUCCGAAGCCCCAAAACUCUGGGAAAAUCAAUUUACAAAACGGUCUUUAGAAUCUUCUAAGACUAACAAUAUUCCGGGGUGCUGCGUGCGAUUUUAUUUGUGUGAAGAUAUAAGCACUAUCCGCUUUAUAUAAACAUAUAUACAUAUAUAUGUAAAGCCCAUAGGAAAGAGCGAAUAGAAUACCACCGCCUAUUACAUCUGAAGCAGCUAAUCGCUUGUAUUUGAACUUGAAAUUGCGGAAGGCGACGCAAAUUAGCAUCGCUUUUUUGUUACUGUCAUGGGAGAGUUCUUGUGUACGUCAUCAAACGGGAGGAUCGAUACAUUCGUAUGUGUUUUACAUGCCAGAAGCAUUGCAACAUUAAAAUGGCAUCGUUAUUUUCUCUCUAAAUAAUUACAUCUUCCUCCAAAGUCUCCAUAGUCAUCAGUAUUCCUCCUUUUAACGCAAAUGCUUAAAAUAUGGACCAGUUAUUUGACUCAAAUUCUGAAAAUGAAAAUAACUUAAAAAUUCACACAAUCCAACUAUUUUGUAGAGCAUUUUGCAUCUCCAUCCUAUGAUUUGUAUGUCAACUUUGCUCAAUGGCCAUAAUUCAACAAUUGUUUAUACACAUGUUACGGAUUUGCAAGUUCACAUCUAAUUUCCGCAACUAUUGUAUUGAAUGACCCUUUCUCAAAUCGCUACAUAACCUCAGCCCGCCUAUUGUGGUCGCCUAUUGUCAACUCUCACCUUCGCACCUUUUUCAUCUAUAUUAAUGUAAAUUGGAACUUUCACGAUAGCUUUGGGACAGCAAUCGAAAGAAACUCAAAGGAAGUCAAAAAGUCAAGAUCCAUAUUCUCCAUUCUCUCCCUUUUUACCGAGGCUCAGAUAAUAUUGUUAUAUUUUCUACGCAAAAGGUAUCACCGCCCAUUUGCAUCUUCAUUUGUAUCUUCAAAAAUACCGUUUUAUUUCACAUUUCUCUGCCAUCUGCAUUUGCUGCUAUCUCUCCGUUCAGGUGUCCCCGCCAAUAUCUAUCUUCGGGAUUUCACAUGAUCUAUUUUAAGUUGUCCAAUCUCAGUUUCAGAUUGUUGCCAUCGUUAAAGUUUGAGGUUUAUCCCAAAACAAUGUAUAUAUUCAGCGAAUGAAAGCACUGCCACUAAAUGGUCCAGGAUACACCCGCCAUGAAAUAUUUGGAUUCCAAACUGCUUCCCUUCACUCUGAUAUUUUUUAUUUGAACCGUUCUACCCACUCUUGUUAGUUGUGAACAUAUCAUUCAACGUUACCUUUGAGUUGCUUUCGCAAUAUUAACACGCUUCUAAAUAUAAUC
Messenger RNA from Leucoraja erinaceus (little skate), 2942 nucleotides. RefSeq names its product novel immune-type receptor 1d (gene nitr1d). The record is from RefSeq and is a predicted model, not a curated record. Gene Ontology annotation, cellular component: external side of plasma membrane. Lineage: Eukaryota; Metazoa; Chordata; Chondrichthyes; Rajiformes; Rajidae. The coding region runs from base 35 to 1102 and encodes 355 amino acids. The transcript has 7 exons. Gene Ontology annotation, biological process: T cell costimulation; cell surface receptor signaling pathway; cellular response to lipopolysaccharide.